This is a messenger RNA of Prinia subflava (tawny-flanked prinia), 1967 nucleotides long. It is a transcript of the gene DUSP13A, whose product is annotated as dual specificity phosphatase 13A. Gene Ontology annotation, cellular component: cytoplasm. The transcript is spliced from 3 exons. NCBI's taxonomy places the organism in Eukaryota, Metazoa, Chordata, Aves, Passeriformes, Cisticolidae. Gene Ontology annotation, molecular function: protein tyrosine/serine/threonine phosphatase activity; MAP kinase phosphatase activity. Bases 298 to 861 code for a protein of 187 amino acids. Gene Ontology annotation, biological process: negative regulation of MAPK cascade; protein dephosphorylation. The record is from RefSeq and is a predicted model, not a curated record.
GCUAGUGCGUGUCCUGCGGGCAGGGGGCUGUGCCUGACGUCCCCGGCACCCAGGCUGCCGUGUGCCAGAACAGUGCGGCUCUGGAGACGAGCCCAGAGAAGCAGCCUGGAGCCAGUGCGGGUCCAGCAAUGCCCGCUUUGGGACCUGCACCUGUUUCGCGCGGCUGCGCCGGCCGGGCAGGGCAGAGGCCAGCGGCCAGCCCGGGGAGCAGCCUGGCUGCCCGGCACCGAGCGGGGCUGGCAGCGCCCCAGGGCCGCUCCUCCGGCCCGCGGGAGCCGCGUCUCCCCGGGACUCGGCAUGUCUGGGGCAGAGGACCCUGAAGGCGCUGGGACGUGCCCGGAGGAUGUCCCCUCCCUCAAGGAAAUCGAGCAGCUCCUGAACAGCGGGCGGCCCUCUUGCAAUCACGUUGAUGAAGUGUGGCCUAAUCUCUUCUUAGGGGACCUGGUAACAGCACACAAUAGAUUUGUUUUAUGGAAGAUGGGCGUGACCCAUGUUUUAAAUGCUGCCCAUGGCACAGCAUACAGCCACGGAGGCCAGGACUUUUAUGGAGCAACCAUUGAUUAUUAUGGUGUACCAGCCCAUGACAUGCCAAGCUUUGAUAUCAGCCAGUUCUUCUUCUCUGCUGCACAAUUUAUCCACAGUGCCUUGAACACGCCAGGAGCCAAAAUAUUGGUACAUUGUGCAGUUGGAGUAAGCAGAUCAGCUUCUCUAGUCCUAGCAUAUCUCAUGAUAAAUCACCACCUCCCAUUAGUUGAAGCCAUCAAGACAGUGAAGGAGCAUCGAUGGAUCUCACCCAAUCGUGGUUUCCUGAAGCACCUGCGAAACCUGGAUGUUCAGCUACGGCAAAGGAAGGACUGCUGAACAGGCAACCCCAUCUGCAUUCACUUUACUGAGCUUCACCCUUCAGAGCCAUUGUGCAUAUAGGACUUCCCACCAUCAGUGCACAUUACAAAAUUAAAAUGAUGCAUCAAAAUAAAAGGCCAACAGAAUGGUAAAUGGAUUAAUUCUGAUAGCGCAGUCCCUCCAAAACAGCACAGCCAACAGCAGCACUGUAACUGCUGCAUGGGGUGGAACUGCUGUGCCUCAGUGGUGCUACUGGCUGAAUCCACUGAAGUGGUUAAGACAGACCAAGUUUGUCCCUGGUUUCUGCUCAUGCCAGAGGCAAGUUCAAUAUUUGCAUCUAGCUGUAAAGGAUGUUUGAGUCCCCUUUACCUGGGAGUGUAACAUAAUCGUCUUUCUCAGUCUGGUUACAGUUUUCACAUGCAUGUUCUCCUAGGGAAGAUUUUGUGUUUCAGGCCUGAUGAUGUGACAAGGGAAGCUUCUUGGAAGCCCAGGCACUCCUACAGAAACCUUCCUCUUUUCCUCAUCUGCUAAAUAUUAUGGUGUUAUAGAAAGCUGUGACAGCCACAAGACCCACACCAUCAGAAUAAAUGUUUGUAGUGCUGCUGCAGCCUGGGUCAGCAAACCCCAUGAGUCUUUUCUUCUUAAAUAUGUUUUCAAAAAGAUAAUGUAUGUCAUGUAGUAUAUUAAGGACAUUAAAAAGAAAAUGUCAGGUCUUCAAAGCAUUUUGUAAGUUGGACUCAUCAGUUUGCUUGCACUCCAAAUUAUCCCAAAUCAGUUCUGUGUCAGUGGCUUUGGAUAACCCGUGGUUUAAUAUCAGGUAGAAACUUAGUUUACAUCAGUGGCUUGGCCUAAUUGAUACAAAUUAGUUUUAAGCUGUUUAGAGGAUGUCACUUUUCCUGUCAGGAGUUAAUCAGUAGUUAAACCAAUGUGACUUUUAAUACAGCAAUAGCUCUUGAAAUUCAUGCUACCACUCUGCCUGAAAAUUAGCUUGUUACCUUCUGGUGAACCAUGAAGUGAUAAUCAAAUUUGGUUUUGCCCUUUGCUGCUGGUGGGAUUUAUUGAUUAGUUGACCUUAUAAAGAUUCCCUGCCAGAUUAAAUAAAUACAUUUCUGCUUGCUUGUUUG